Molecule: messenger RNA, 1898 nt
Organism: Pongo pygmaeus (Bornean orangutan)
Lineage: Eukaryota; Metazoa; Chordata; Mammalia; Primates; Hominidae
Gene: COTL1
Product: coactosin like F-actin binding protein 1
Exons: 4
Coding region: 220-648 (142 amino acids)
Biological process (GO): regulation of actin filament polymerization
Cellular component (GO): site of polarized growth; actin filament; cortical actin cytoskeleton
Molecular function (GO): actin filament binding
Source: RefSeq, a predicted model, not a curated record
GCGCGGGGGGGCGGGGCGGGCCACGGCCUGGGGUCCCCGCGCGCUCUCGGUGCGCAGUGGAAGUCGCCGCCGCGCUCGGAGCUCCCAGGAGCCGCGUCGCCGUCGCCACCGCCGCCAGCCCGUGCGCCCUCGGCGCGUACCCGCCGCGCUCCCAUCCCCGCCGCCGGCCAGGGGCGCGCUCGGCCGCCCCGGACAGUGUCCCGCUGCGGCCCCGCGGCGAUGGCCACCAAGAUCGACAAAGAGGCUUGCCGGGCGGCGUACAACCUGGUGCGCGACGACGGCUCGGCCGUCAUCUGGGUGACUUUUAAAUAUGACGGCUCCACCAUCGUCCCCGGCGAGCAGGGAGCGGAGUACCAGCACUUCAUCCAGCAGUGCACAGAUGACGUCCGGUUGUUUGCCUUCGUGCGCUUCACCACCGGGGAUGCCAUGAGCAAGAGGUCCAAGUUUGCCCUCAUCACGUGGAUCGGUGAGAACGUCAGCGGGCUGCAGCGUGCCAAAACUGGGACGGACAAGACCCUGGUGAAGGAGGUCGUACAGAAUUUCGCUAAGGAGUUUGUGAUCAGUGAUCGGAAGGAGCUGGAGGAAGAUUUCAUCAAGAGCGAGCUGAAGAAGGCGGGGGGAGCCAAUUACGACGCCCAGACGGAGUAACCCCAGCCCCCCCCACACCGCCCCUUGCCAAAGUCAUCUGCCUGCUCCCCGGGGGAGAGGACCGCCGGCCUCAGCUACUAGCCCACCAGCCCACCAGGGAGAAAAGAAGCCAUGAGAGGCAGCGCCCGCCACCCUGUGUCCGCAGCCCCCGCCUUCCUGCUUCCCUUAGAACCCUGCUGUGUCCUAUCUCAUGACGCUCAUGGAACCUCUUUCUUUGAUCUUCUUUUUCUUUUCUCCCCGUCUUUUUUGUUCUAAAGAAAAACCAUUUUGAUGCAAGGUCCUGCCUGCCAUCAGAUCCGAGGUGCCUCCUGCAGUGACCCCUUUUCCUGGCAUUUCUCUUCCACGCGACGAGGUCUGCCUAGUGAGAUCUGCAUGACCUCACGUUGCUUUCCAGAGCCUGGGCCUGUUUUGCCAUCUCAGUUUUCUUGGGCCCUGCUUCCUGUGUACCACUGAGGGGCAGCUGGGCCAAGAGCUGCGCCCGGUGCCUGCAGCCUUCAUAAGCACACACGUCCAUUCCCUGCUCAGGCCCAGACCUCCUGGUAUCUGCCCCGGGCUCCCUCAUCCCACCUCCAUCCAGAGUUGCCUAAGAUGCAUGUCCAGCAGAGGCAGGAUUGCUCGGUGGUGAGAAGGUUAGGUCUGGCUCAGACUGAAUAAGAAGAGAUAAAAUUUGCCUUAAAACUUGCCUGGCAGUGGCUUUGCUGCACGGUCUGAAACCACCUGUUCCCGCCCUCUUGACCGAAAUUUCCUUGUGACACAGAGAAGGGCAAAGGUCUGAGCCCAGAGUUGACAGAGGGAGUAUUUUAGGGUUCACUUCAGGGGCUCCCAAAGCGACGAGAUCGUUAGGGAGAGAGGCCCAGGGUGGGGACUGGGAAUGUAAGGAGAGCUGGGAACGGAUCCCUUAGGUUCAGGAAGCUUCUGUGCAAGCUACGAGGAUGGCUCGGGCCGAAGGGUUGCUCCGCCCGCCGCGCUAGCUGUGAGCUGAGCAAAGCCCUGGGCUCACAGCACCCGAAAAGCCUGCGGCUUCAAUCCUACGCCUGCACCACACAUUCAAAAGGAUCGUUUUGUUUUGUUUUUAAAGAAAGGUGAGAUUGGCUUGGUUCUUCAUGAGCACAUUUGAUAUAGCUCUUUUUCUUUUUUUCCUUGCUCAUUUCGUUUUGGGGAAGAAAUCUGUACUGUAUUGGGAUUGUAAAGAACAUCUCUGCACUCAGACAGUUUACAGAAAUAAAUGUUUUUUUUUGUUUUUCAGAAAA